CAGAAACACAAACGGAACCACCGGUCGGUCGGAGCGGAACGGGAAUAUUUAAAUUAAUAAAAAAAAAAAAUUAAAAUUAAAAAAAAUUAAUAAAAAGAAAAGGAGUGGAGGGACAAUUAUAAAAAAAAAAAUAGUUGAUCACAGAAAACAAAAGGAGGAAAUUAUUUAUUCGCCAUGUUUGCUCUGAUAAUAUCGUGCGCAAUUAUCGCGGCCAGUCAGGCGGAAUAUCUCGGCUAUGGAAAUCAGGGCCCCGUUCAGCAGCAGUUCGCGCCCCCUGCACCGGUGGGUCACGACGGCAAUGUAAUUGACACGCCGGAAGUGGCGCAAGCAAAGGCAGCGCAUUUCGCCGAAUUUGCUCGGGCCGCGGCACGAGCGGCCGAAGAGAAGGCGCAAGAGGGCUACGCGCAUGCGCCCGAGAGUCGUGCUCAAUAUGCACAAUACGCGCACCAAUCAGCGCAGCCAACGUAUGCGCGUCAAGCCUAUCCCUCCCAGCCCGUCUACCACGCGGCCAAUCCCGUAGCAGCACCUGCAGCCGCCUACCCCCAACAAUAUGACUCGCGCGCCAAUUACGUUGCCUCAGCGCCAAGAAACUAUGCUCCUGCAGCGCCUAAAAUUCAAUUUGCACCGGCGCCACUCGCCGAAGACGGUACCGUCAUCGACACACCGGAAGUUGCCGCCUUAAAGGCCGCGAGACUCCAGGAACUCGCUGAAGCUGAGGCGCGCGCUUACAAAUACAAUGGGCCCGAUGAGUACUCCGACGAUGGACAGGCUUACAAUGGACAAAAAGGUGUUUCGAGUCCAUUGAAUUAUGGAGCAGCUUCACCGUACGCAGCAUCCGCCCCAGGUCAUUUUGGUGCUUCCGGUCCAGUUCCCCGUGUUUAUCCGGGACCAACAGCUUAUCAGGGUUUCGCAGCCGCACCUUUCGGAAAAUCCUUCCAACCAUCAGCCUUUCAGCCUCAAAGUUUUCAAUCCCAACAACAACACGCUUACUAGGAGUUUGAUCUCUCUUAAAAAAAAAAGAAAAGAAAACAAAUCUCCGUGAAUAAACCCUGUACAUAAUUUAGGCCAAUAAAUUCUUUUUUUACAAAUCAAAAAAACUCUUCCUUUUC
Molecule: messenger RNA, 1109 nt
Organism: Leptopilina heterotoma
Lineage: Eukaryota; Metazoa; Arthropoda; Insecta; Hymenoptera; Figitidae
Product: pupal cuticle protein-like
Exons: 3
Coding region: 175-993 (272 amino acids)
Source: RefSeq, a predicted model, not a curated record